AUGGAGGACUGGAAAUCUACCGAAUCCCGCCCGCUUUUACAACUUCAACCGGUAUUAUGGAGGGAAAGGGGGAGGAGGGUGAUGCUCUGGGCGGAGUUAAUUUUGGCCACAGUGAUUAUUGUUAAAACUUGUACGGAUUUCACGUUUCUGGAGAAAUUCAAGACUCGACCUUCGGUUAUUCCAUCCACGGCACCGUUGACCUGGGACCAGAUUUCACCGAGAGAGAUAUUGGAGUAUCAUAAUUGUGGAGAUGAUUUUCAGUGUGCUCGUCUGGAAGUGCCAAUGGACUAUGAAGAUCCGGAUCCUGAAGGUCGGAAAUUCGUGUUGGCGGUUGUUAAGCUCCCUGCAAAGGUACCGAUUAGCGAUCCUCGCUAUGGAGGUGCUGUUCUAAUUAAUCCCGGUGGCCCUGGUGGCCCUGGAACAUUACAAGCGGUUCUUUCGGGCCGAAGUCUCCAGACAAUUGUUGAUGCGGAAAAUGACCCAGAUGCUGGUUCAAUGAACUCCGAUGACAAGUAUUUUGACAUCAUUGGUUUUGAUCCGCGUGGUGUAGGAUCCACUGACCCAGCUUUAACAUGUUUUCCUGAUCCUGUUUCUCAGCGGAAUUGGGAGCUACAGGUUGAGGCGGAGGGCAUGCUUGGCAGCAGUCCCGGUGCGCUCCUGAAGAGUUGGCAGCGUACGCAGGCGCUGAAUCUUGGGUGCUCGGCCUAUGAGAUGAACGGGGUAUAUAACAAUGAUAAAGAUGCUUCGAUGAUGUCCUAUGUUAAUACUCCACUUGUGGCCCGAGACAUGCUAACUAUUGUGGAACGCCAUGGAGAGUGGCGCGAGAAAGAGGGUUUGAAGGCACAGAAGGCAGAUGAUAAGCUUCAUGGUUAUGAUGCUAUGGGUGCCAUUGCAAAGCGCACGGAGUGGCAUCGAGACGAAGAGCCACUCUUGUAUUGGGGUCGUUCAUAUGGAACGGUCUUAGGAGCGACGUUUGCAGCUCUUUACCCAGAUCGAGUAUCCCGAGCUGUCCUUGAUGGUGUGGUUAAUAUGGAUAUGUACUACACUGGCAAAGGGAAAAAUGUCAUAGUUGAUGCUGAUGCUAUCUUCGAUCGCUUCGGUCUUUACUGUGACGCUGUUGGACCAACUGGAUGCCCAUUUUAUGCGGACGGAGGCCCCGACGCAAUCAAGUCGGCUUAUUGGGCGCUCGAGGACCAACUACUUAAUGCUUCUAUUCCGGUUAUGGCCUCUUCAAAUCGAGGUCCGGAGGUUAUUACUUGGACAGACCUCAAGGCCAUUCUCCGAGUUGCGGUUUACCAACCGCUGCUUGCAUUCCCCGUAUUAGCGGAGAUGGUUGGUGCUCUUGCCGAGGGGAAUGCGAUCCCUAUGGCCGAUUUCAAACAUGAACGACACUUCAGCUCAUGCCCAUCAAGUGAAUGCAGUAUUGCGGGUCCGUGGUCCUCCCAGUGCACGCAAGGCCUGGAUAAUUCUCUCUAUGCGAUGUCUGCUAUUCUCUGCACAGAUGCCGAGUUUCUGGCGGAUCACAAUAUUGAUAGUUUUACGGAGAUGUGGCGUGGUAUGAAGGAGGAUAGUAAGACCUUGGGGGAUUACUGGGCUCAGAUGGAGCUCGCUUGUGCGGGGUGGAAAGCACGAGCAAAGUAUCCAUUCAAAGGUCCAAUGGGAGGUAUCACCUCACAUCCAAUGCUAUUUGUAUCAAAUACCCUCGAUCCAGUUACACCGCUGCACAGUGCACAACAUAUGACGUGGCGAUUUCCGGGAUCAGUAUUGCUUGAACAAGAUUCAGAAGGGCAUACCACGUUAGCCGCGCCAUCAGUAUGCAUAGCCAAAAGAAUUCGUACUUAUUUCCAGACUGGGGCUCUUCCAGAGGUGGGGACUCUUUGUCAGGCUGAUUUAAAACCGCUGGUCGGUAGAGUGGGUCAAAUGCCUAUUACGACUCAAUUUGCGAGUGAAGCUAUGAACGCAGCCGAUCAGGAUCUGCUGAAAGUCCUGAUGAGAGAAGUUGAAGAGGGAUAUUUCCCCCUUCCAUGA
Molecule: messenger RNA, 2028 nt
Organism: Penicillium malachiteum
Lineage: Eukaryota; Fungi; Ascomycota; Eurotiomycetes; Eurotiales; Aspergillaceae
Product: alpha/beta hydrolase
Exons: 5
Coding region: 1-2028 (675 amino acids)
Source: RefSeq, a predicted model, not a curated record